Lymnaea stagnalis (great pond snail) is the source of this 660-nucleotide messenger RNA. The record is from the annotation of a GenBank genome assembly. Lineage: Eukaryota; Metazoa; Mollusca; Gastropoda; Lymnaeidae.
AGGACUAUGUCUUCGAAGCGUAAGAACACGCCCACCAAACUACCAAAGGAAGACGUGGUGAAGAAUCACUCCGCUCUGGGAUUAGACGACGCCCCGUGCUCCCCGGGCAACUCUGACACGGAGGUGGACAACGAGGAGGCGGACAUCCACUCCGACCACAGCAACGACAACUUCCACGACGACCGAGUGGAUGACGACACGGAGGUCGAGGACUUGACCACGGCAGACGUGGAUAUCGACGCCAAGGACCGCGAGACGGACACCGAGACGAGGGCCGCAUUCUCCCAGGACGGCCCAGAGUCCGGCUCCGAAUCAGAGGCCGCGGAUCUCAAGCUGUCGUCGUUGCUGAACUCGCCGACGAAAUCUUCCUCCUUAUCGUCGACGUCGAUCCUGGGAUCCUCGGGUCUGUUCAACUCGCAGAAACGUUCGAUGGAGAACGUCCUCCGGCGGCUCAACUCCAAGGCAUCGGAUGCCACGGUUGACACGCCCUUGACCUCCGAAAGCCCAAAGGUCAUGGACACUGUCCAGGCCGUGCUGGCCGGGGAGGCCACUCUGAGCGAGAAGGAGCGACAGAUUAGCGAAAUGAUCAACCACCUUCAGAACAUUCGGGAAAACCUGAGCAAACAGAAGGAUCAGGUAUGUUACUGUUCUUUAUAUUAG